Cotesia congregata is the source of this 2127-nucleotide messenger RNA. The record is from the annotation of a GenBank genome assembly. NCBI's taxonomy places the organism in Eukaryota, Metazoa, Arthropoda, Insecta, Hymenoptera, Braconidae.
AUGGAUGAUGUUAUGAAAGAGAUAAAGGAAUGUAAUGGAAUUCGGUAUCCAUUUUACCGAACUGCAGCAAAAGUUUUGAUACUACAUCGAAAACUUCACAUGCAAUACGUACCUCUUCAGUUGGUAAUUGGAGUGUUUGAACGUCAUAAGUUAUCAAUAACUGAAAAUUCAGUUAUAUUAGAUGAAACUGAAGUUGAAGAUGUUAUAGCAGAUAUAUAUUUCGCAGCUCGUAAAGAAGCUAAUGUUGAGUUUGAUAUUAAUAAAAUUACAAAGUUAGCAGUUGCAUGUAUAUUUUCGACGUUCAACAACAAAGGAAAAGCUUCAGUAUUCUCAGUAAAAGUAUUAUUAACUUUAAUCAGUUGCGGUAGUCUUCACGAAAAAUAUGAAUACUUUUACCAAUUGCUGGCCGAUCACAAUGCAUGUUUGUCUAAGGCCGCUUUACAUACUCUACUUACAAGCAUUUGUAAAGUAACAGAAUUACUUGGUGAAAGUGUUGAGUAUGGUAGCCACUUGGUACAAUCGACUGUUGACAGUUGUUUCGUUGAGUCACAGGGUUGUUUAGGUGUCAGUAAAACGGAAUUAAGAUUAUGGCUAAUGCAGGAUCCACCUCUACUCUCCUGGAUAUCAACGUUCAAUCGUUUAAAAUUAGCCGAACAUGUUGUUCAUCAUAUUAAAUGUUCAUCGUGCAAAGUAACACCUAUCCGUGGACCAAGAUUUACUUGUUUAAGAUGUGCACGGUACCAUCAAUGUCAAACGUGCUUUUUCUUUGCUAAAACAUCUCAUAAACAUAAAUUAAAGCAUCCAGUCAAAGAAUAUUGCACAAAGACUUUGAGUAAACAAAAUACCAAACCAAUAGUUGAUCUUAUUAGAAGUAAAUUAAGAUUAUGUCCGAUCCAAGUGUCUGCGCAGUUAGAAUCAUCAGCAUUAAAUGCAUUACCAUUCAAUAAAGAAGAAUCGGUAUUUUCUGAUAGUACUAUUGAUUCUUCUUUGUCAGCUUCAAUAACAAAUGAAAAAGUUAAUAAUGAUCCUCAAAAAGAAUUGUCGAGCAUCAUUAAUCACUUGGAACAAGAAAAUAAAAAAUUACAAGUUGAAUUGAAGGAAAUAUGCGGUAAUCGUGAUGAAAGGCUGCAACAGCACCGAGAAGCUAUUGAAGCUCAAUUACAACGAUUAAAAACACUAAAGAAGUACAUGUUCAAUGGCCAACGGUCGUCAUUUCCACAAACUAUGCGCUGUGUACAAAGUACACCACUAUUACCAUCGUUACCAGUCGCAUCUAGAUUUUCAACAUUACCUGAAUUCCAAUUAAGCCCGAUUAUCCGUCCAAGUAAUAAUGCUGAUUGCAGUAAUACGACAAUCAGUAAUAUAAAUCCAUAUGAAAUAAAUAGUAAUCUAUUCGACAACUCGAACGUUGACAGAUCUCAUGAAGAAACUAGAGAAGCAUCAAGUACUUAUGAAAAUUCUAAAUUGUCAUCUAAAAUUCAACUCAGCACUUGGAUUGGAGGAAAUCGAACGAGUAUUUAUCAAGACCAUGGUAACUUCUCCCAAUGGUUGAAUUCGAGUAAUUCUAAUUUACCUUCAUCAAAAUACUCGUCAAAGCCGUUGAACGUAACCGAUAAAAUGUCUCAUGAUGAUUCACUGUUAGAUAGCGCGCGAGACAAUACACCGUCUAGUCUUCAGCGGCCUGAUAAACAUUCACGACAUAGCAGUCUGCAAAAUAUUCAAGGUGAUUUAAAUGACAUACUCAAUCGAUUGCAGAAUAUGGUUGCAAACGAUUGUUUAUUGGAAGAAAUAGUAUAUUACGACCCAAGGCCAGAAAGUUGGAUUUCCUGGCGUAUGGUGGAUAUGGGCCGAGGCGUAGCCGAGGCUAUCAUAUCACAUACGUCAGGGCAUCCAACAUUCUGGUCAUGGGUUGUAUACUAUUUUUCUUGCUCUCCAGCCGAAAGUACGCAACCCCGGGGAAGGGGUUUUGCAAAACCGAGACGAAGCCGAGGUUUUGCCGGGGCAGAAUCCUUCAAUUCAAGUGACAAUUGUGAAUUGAAGCGUGCGGCAACACAAAUGGAAGAUCUUUUAACGGAUCUCAUUCAAGGUAUUGAAUCACGUAAGGGAAAACUCGCAACAAUCGUUUAA